ACUGCUCUCAGUUGUAAUAGAGUGAGUGAAAAUGUCUCUGUUAAAGCUCUUGAAUUUUCAUCACAUUCUAAUGCUGUCUGUAUUCACUGGAGCAGCUAAUGGAUAUUAUUGCUACCAGUCGUCACAGUGCAUCUACAGCUCCCCUGAUCUCAGUGACAUGGUGUACAUUGAAGGCUUUUACUUCAAUAAAUAUCUAUUUGUGAAGUUCAACAGCACUGUGGGGAAGUUUGUGGGGUUUACAGAGUUUGGAAUGAGAAAUGCAGAGAUCUGGAACAAUGAUACAAACUACUUACAGAUGACCAGAGCUCAAGUUGAUAGAUUCUGCAGACAUAAUGCUGAACUUAUGGAAGUAGCUAUCUAUAAUAAAACAGUGCAGCCGAAGGUGAAGCUCAGUUCAGUGAUGCCAGGCGACAGCAAACAUCCAGCUCUGGUCAUGUGCAGCGUGUACGACUUCUACCCUCAACCAAUCAAAGUGUCCUGGUUGAAGGAUGGUGUAGUGGUGACUUCUGAUGUGACCUCCACUAAGGAGCUGCCUAAUGGAGACUGGUACUAUCAGAUUCACUCUGAGCUGGCAUACACUCCCAAAUCUGGAGAGAAGAUCUCCUGUGUGGUGGAGCACACCAGCUUCACCAAACCCAUGAUCUAUGACUGGAACCCUCCGGCCCCUGAGUUUGAGUGGAAUAUUCAACUAUUAUUCACUAUUGAAUCUGUUGCAUUGCUGCUGGGAAUCAUCAUAGCAGCUGCUGGAUUCAUUUACUUCAAGAUCAAAUCAACAGGUCUGUAGAGGUGCUCAUACUGACUGAAAGGAACCUCAUCAUGGAGAAGCACAAGCACAAACUCUUCAUGACAACUAUCAUACACAGUCUAACUCUUCAAAUGAUAUUUCAAAAUAAAACAUGAUGAUGUAAAUAGAAUGAUAGCCCUGUAUGUGAUCGAUAUUUCUGGCUAAUUUUUAGGCGAUAUUGACAGUAAUAAUGUGAAUGAUUGAUGGAAUUACACUUUCUCCUCUUGUUCUUUCCACUGCGUCAGUUCCCUCCCUCCUUCUACAUCUUUCACUCUUUCUCUCCUCCUCACCCUCCACUUCCCACUCCACCACCUCUUCUUAUUCUUGUUCUUUCUCCACUUUCCACUAACAUUUGUUUGCUCUGGGAAUUCACAUCCCCAUUUAUAGUUCAUUUAUAGCUGUGUAAGCAGUUUAAUAAAACGCAUUUUCUGUGCA
Molecule: messenger RNA, 1219 nt
Organism: Megalobrama amblycephala (Wuchang bream)
Lineage: Eukaryota; Metazoa; Chordata; Actinopteri; Cypriniformes; Xenocyprididae
Product: H-2 class II histocompatibility antigen, E-S beta chain-like
Exons: 5
Coding region: 32-784 (250 amino acids)
Biological process (GO): antigen processing and presentation of exogenous peptide antigen via MHC class II; positive regulation of T cell activation; immunoglobulin production involved in immunoglobulin-mediated immune response
Cellular component (GO): MHC class II protein complex; membrane
Molecular function (GO): MHC class II protein complex binding
Source: RefSeq, a predicted model, not a curated record